Messenger RNA from Culicoides brevitarsis, 2266 nucleotides. It is a transcript of the gene Dad, whose product is annotated as mothers against decapentaplegic homolog 7. Bases 720 to 1970 code for a protein of 416 amino acids. Gene Ontology annotation, cellular component: heteromeric SMAD protein complex. Gene Ontology annotation, molecular function: transcription regulator inhibitor activity; I-SMAD binding. The transcript has 6 exons. The record is from RefSeq and is a predicted model, not a curated record. Gene Ontology annotation, biological process: transforming growth factor beta receptor signaling pathway; cell differentiation; regulation of transcription by RNA polymerase II. NCBI's taxonomy places the organism in Eukaryota, Metazoa, Arthropoda, Insecta, Diptera, Ceratopogonidae.
AAGAAAAAAAAAUACUUGAAGAGUGUCAAGAAAAAGCAGAAAAAUAAAGAAAUUCUGUAAGAAAAAUCACGAAAAUAGUGAAAUCGAGCGAAAAAGUGCUGAAAAAAAGUCGGGAAAAAAUAUUAUUCGAAAAAAAAUAAAAUUUCAUACUUAUAAGAAACAUUUUACUCGACAGCCACGUCUUUUUACACAUGUGUGCGUGCUCCCGUAGAUACACAUUGUUACAUACACUUGUGCUGAAAUGAAUAAAAAAUAAUUUAAAAUAAAAAAAUAAGAAAAAUCCAUAUCAAUGAUUUUUUUGAAAAAUUAUAAAAAAAAGCAAUUAAUGAAAAAAAAGUGCAUUAAAAAUCAAAUCAAAAAAAAUUAAAUCAAAUGUUGGUGCAAUUCCUAAUAUUAUCAUAACAUGAUAGUAACGUCAAAUAUCAAAGUAACAACAACAUAUCAAGAAGCAGAAAAAAAUCCAGCGAAAAAAGUUUUAUUUUGUAAAUUAAGUGAGAGAAAGCUUGAAAGUGGUUGGGAUCAAACAGCAACCCGAUUCCUUUCCAAGCUACAUCGGAGGAAAAGGACCGUCGAAGAAGCAGAGCUUGGCUUGCCACGAAGCGAACGUCGCCGCCUCCCCCAAAACGUACCUCUUCGCCGAUCACGAAGAUAAUGAUCAAAAGCCGAAAUCCAUUAUAAAUCGAUGUUACCAAUGUCUAUUAUUUUACACAUGUUCCCAAAUGUUAUUCCAGAACAAACGCAAGAGUCUUUCGAAGAGACUGUGGCGGGCUCGUUUGCCCUCCGCAUCAAACAAUCAUCAUCAUCAGCAAUUUCAUCAACAACCGAUGGAGAUCACGUAUUCCUUCAUCGGUACCGGCGGCGAAGGAGGCGGCGGCGCACGAAAUGUCUUCCGCGAUUGUUGCUCAAACGCAACGACGACGACAGCGCCAUCUACGCGCGUUCCAUCGCCAAAUCGAAACGUGGCGCCCGAGGAAUACGCACGCUACCAAAUGUUCUUGGAGCUCAUCGGAAAUCUCAAGGACAAGCAGCUAGAAACGCUAAAUCAUGCCAUCAGUGUCGAGUGUGCGACGUCGUCGAAUGGCGACGAUUUGACAGCGACCUCAAACGUCAAAAUUACGUCAGACUGUGUGCUGAUACCGAAAGGGGUUUGUCGCACAGCCGAAGCGCAUUUUAUUGCAUGCCAAGUAUGGCGAUGGCCCGACUUACGAUCAUUCGAAGAACUCAAAAGAAUUCCAUCGUGCUCGAGUCGGCAGGAUCCCAUUUAUGUUUGUUGCAAUCCGGCGCAUUGGAGUCGUGUCUGUGAAACAGAGACUCCUCCGCCUCCCUAUGAUCAAAUUCCGAUGGAGAGACUGAUAGACGAACACGUUCAAAGAUAUCCCGGAUCACUCACUUACGAUGGAAAUGAAGGAUCCCUCGGAUGGGCGAAACUGGCUUAUUGGGAGUUUGACAAACGUGUUGGUCGCCAAUACCCAAUCGUUGAGCCAACAAUAAAUAUUUUUUCGGAACAAGUACUGCAUGGUGACGGCUUGUGUCUAACGGCAUUGGCGAAUCAUCAUCAUCAGGGACAUUGUACGCAACCAAGUGAAUCAGUAUUGAAAACUAGACGAAAAAUUGGAUUAGGCAUUAUUUUAAGUCGCGAAUCAGAUGGUGUUUGGCUGUAUAAUCGUUCAACAUCUCCCGUUUUUGUACAUUCACCAACGCUUAAUGAAAUUGAUUUUAGGCAGUUAAACGUAUUAAAAGUACCUCCUGGUCAUUGUCUCAGGGCCUUUGAUCCAUAUAGGGCUUCUGAACAACAAACGCUGCAGGAAUUACAGCCAGGAAAUGUGUUAGCGGGCGGCAUGCAAGUCGGUCCCAUCGACGUUUAUAGUUUUAGAAUUAGCUUUGCCAAAGGUUGGGGUCAAAAUUACUCACGACAAGAUGUGACCCGAUGCCCAUGUUGGUUACAAGUAAUGCUAAGUCCAUCACGGUGACAGUUAGCAACGUCAACAACGAAGCAACAUUCUCCACAAAAAGGGAACGACAACGACGAUGACAGCAAAAAAACAGCAACAACAGUCAAUUUCUUGUAAAAAAAAAAUCAAAAAUUUUGAGAGAUAAUUUUAUUUAUUAUUUAAAAAAAAUCCGUUAAUUUAUAAAACAAAAUAUUUUUUUUUGCCAUGAAAUUUAAAUUUUGAAAAAAAAAUGUUACUUAAGAUAAAACAAAAAUUUUUGCGUACUGCCUUUCUUAUAAAUAAAAAAAAAAUAAAUUAAAAAAAAAACAAAUUUU